GAAAAUGAAUAUUGCAGAUGCCUUAACAAUCACACACACACUGACAGAUAUUCUCCAGUCAUAUAGCCUGAACUGGAAUCAGGUUGUUGGUAUACUGUUGGAUAACUGCAAUGUAAUGAGAGGGAAAAAGUCUGGAGUAGAGACACUAGUCAGGAGAGAAAAUCCAUCACUCCUGGACAUCAGCGGAGACACUGUCCAUAUGAUCUCAAAUGCAGCCAAGGCCCUUUUAAAUCCUUUCCAGGGAUUUGUGGAACAAUUUUGCUCUGAUGUAUACUAUGACAUUGAAAAAUCACCCAAACAGAAAGAAGUUUUUUCUGAGUUUCAGUCCUUACUUCAUUUGGCGAAUAAGAGCCUAAUACGUCCCAUCAGCAGCAGGUUCCUGCAAAUGCUAGAUGUGUGCAACAGAAUACGGGAGCUUAUGGAUCCAUUGAUUGUGCACUUCUACAGCAUCCUGUCUCCUCAUGAUCAACACAAACACAGAUGGCUCCUAAACCAGCUUCUUGAUAAGCAUGCAGUUACAUCUGAUGAGAAGGCCAGGAUCAUUUUUCUGCAACAGCAAAUGGCACAAUCUGCUAAGAUCGGAAGUGAUGUCAACAAAAAUCGGAAGACGCAGCAUCUGUAUGCUUUUUUCAGAGUUUGACAAGCUCACAACCAUGAUUGAUUUAUACCGAGGUAUGUUCACUUUUUAUUCACUUUAAAUGUUAAGAAAAGUAAAGAGUUUUCUUAAGUAUUGAAAUCCCUUUAUUGGUAUAUUUAUUAUAUUCUUAUUUUUCCUGGAAUCCUGGAAUGGAAUCUAAGUUAACCAUAAAUGCAGUUUUUAGAUCACUGUUAAUCCGAUCACUUAGGUUAAUACUACUGCAACUACUAAACUUUAUUUAAACAACACAUUUCAAAACAAAGUAAAAUAAUAAAGAUAACAAAUAAACAACAAUAAAGCUAAUAAUAUAUAUAUAAAGGGUUGUAAUAUUCCAGGAAGAGUAUGUUACAUUACUAUGAAUAUGAUGAUGAUGAAUAAAUGGAUAAAAUAUUCAGACACAUUUCUAAUCAGGUUCUAUUGUGCUUUUCAGGUGUACUUCCAACUUUCCAAGUGCUCCUUAAGAAAUUGCAGCAUGAAAAGCCCAUGAUCCAUGUGCUGCAUGCUGAAAUGCUGCUACUGGUUAGGGAACUUCUCUCCAAAUUUAUGAAGCCUGAAAC
Messenger RNA from Xyrauchen texanus (razorback sucker), 1194 nucleotides. RefSeq lists its product as uncharacterized. NCBI's taxonomy places the organism in Eukaryota, Metazoa, Chordata, Actinopteri, Cypriniformes, Catostomidae. The record is from RefSeq and is a predicted model, not a curated record. The transcript has 2 exons. The coding region runs from base 5 to 640 and encodes 211 amino acids.